Molecule: messenger RNA, 3204 nt
Organism: Auxenochlorella protothecoides
Lineage: Eukaryota; Viridiplantae; Chlorophyta; Trebouxiophyceae; Chlorellales; Chlorellaceae
Product: Valine-tRNA ligase
Exons: 7
Coding region: 1-3204 (1067 amino acids)
Biological process (GO): valyl-tRNA aminoacylation
Cellular component (GO): cytosol
Molecular function (GO): valine-tRNA ligase activity; ATP binding; aminoacyl-tRNA deacylase activity
Source: RefSeq, a predicted model, not a curated record
AUGACGGAGGCAGAGGCGGUGCAGGCAGCUACGUCUGCAGGUCCUGUGGACCCUGAGAAGGCCGCCAAGAAGGCCGCCAAGGCAGCCGAGAAGCAGGCCAAGAAGCAAAAGGCGCUGGACCGGGCAGCCGCGGAGGCAGCCAAGGCUGCGGAGGGCGCUCCGGCCGGCAGCUCGAGGAGGGCCAAGGCCAAGGAGGAGGCCGAGGCCAAGAAGGCCGUCGAGGCCGCUGAGCUGGCGGCAUGGCUGGAGCAGGCGCGGACGACCCCCAAGGGCUCCAAGAAGGAGCUGCCUGGCAAGAUGCCCAAGGGCUACGACCCCAAGGCCGUGGAGACCGCCUGGUACGACUGGUGGGAGGCGUCUCGCUACUUUGCCGCGUCCAGCGACUCCUGCAAGCCCCCCUUUGCCAUGGUCAUCCCCCCCCCAAACGUCACGGGGUCGCUGCACAUCGGCCACGCGCUGACCCUGGCCAUCCAGGACACGCUGUGCCGCUGGCGGCGCAUGUCCGGCUACGAGGUGUGCUGGGUGCCCGGCACCGACCACGCCGGCAUCGCCACGCAGACGGUGGUGGAGCGCCAGCUGGCGCGGGAGACGGGGCAGACCCGGCACGACCUGGGCCGCGCCGCCUUCCUCGACCGCGUGCACGACUGGGUCGCGCGCCAUGGCGACCGCAUCCUGUACCAGUGCCGGCGACUGGGCGCCAGCCUGGACUGGGACCGCCGCGUGUUCACCAUGGACGCCAAGCUGAGCGCGGCGGUGCAGGAGGCCUUCCUGCGCCUGCACGCCCAGGGCCUGAUCUACCGCGACCACCGCCUGGUCAACUGGGACUGCCGGCUGAAGACCGCGGUCAGCGACAUCGAGGUGGACUACGUGGAUGUCCCCGGGCCGACGAUGCUGGCCGUGCCCGGCUACACCGAGCGCGUGGAGUUUGGCGUGCUCACCUCCUUUGCCUACCCGCUGGAGGGCGGGGAGGGGGAGGUGGUGGUGGCCACCACCCGCCCGGAGACCAUGUUUGGGGACACGGCCAUUGCCGUGCACCCCGAGGACCCGCGGUACCAGGCGCUGGUGGGUCGGCACGUGGUCCACCCGGUGAACGGCCGCCGCCUGCCCAUCGUGGCCGACGCGGAGCUGGUGGACAUGGCCUUUGGCACGGGCGCGGUCAAGAUCACGCCCGCCCACGACCCCAACGACUUUGCCACCGGCAAGCGGCAUGGCCUGGAGUUUGUCAACGUGCUGGACGACGACGGCAGGAUGAACGGCAACGGCACCGGCGAGUUCGCGGGCAUGCCGCGCUUCGCCGCGCGCGUGGCGAUCGUGGACUGGCUGAAGGCGCGCGGCCUGUUCCGCGGCGCGGCGCCCAAUCCCAUGCGCCUGGGCGUCUGCUCCCGCUCCUCCGACGUCAUCGAGCCGGUGCUGAAGCCGCAGUGGUGGGUGGCCUGUGCGGGCAUGGCCGCCGCCGCCUGCGAGGCCGUGCGCACCAAGGCCGUGCGCAUUGUCCCCGCCGAGUUUGAGGCCACCUGGUUCAGGUGGCUGGAGAACGUGCGCGACUGGUGCAUCUCGCGCCAGCUCUGGUGGGGACACCGCAUCCCCGCCUACUACGUCGCCUGGGAGGGCGAUGAGGCGGGCGCGCCGGGCGCGCCCUCCGAGGACACCUCGCGCUGGGUGGUGGCGGCCAGCGAGGCCGAGGCGCUGGAACUGGCCGCGGCGCGCUUCCCGGGGCGUGCGCUGCGCCUGACCCAGGACGAGGAUGUGCUGGACACCUGGUUCUCCUCCGGCCUGUUCCCCAUGUCGGUCUUCGGCUGGCCCGGCGACUCCCCCGACCUGCGCCGGUUUUACCCCGGCGCGCUGCUGGAGACGGGGCACGACAUCCUCUUCUUCUGGGUGGCACGCAUGGUCAUGCUCGGCCAGCAGCUCAUGGGCGAGGUGCCAUUCAAGGACGUGUACCUGCACUCCAUCGUGAGGGACGCCCAGGGGCGCAAGAUGUCCAAGACGCUGGGCAAUGUGAUUGACCCCGUGAAUGUGAUCGAGGGCAUCAGCCUGCAGGACCUGCACGCAUCGCUGGAGGGCGGCAACCUGGAGGCCGCCGAGGUGGCGCGCGCGCGGGAGGGCCAGGUCCAGAACUUCCCCGACGGCAUCGAGGAGUGCGGCACCGAUGCCCUGAGGUUUGCUCUGGUCGCAUACUCCUCCCAGGGCCGUGACGUGAACCUGGACAUCAAACGCGUGGUGGCAUAUCGCCACUGGUGCAACAAGCUGUGGAACGCCAUUCGCUUCGCCAUGCUCAACCUGGGCGAGGACUACGCGCCGCCGGCGGGCCCCAUCUCCCACGCCAGCCUGCCCUUUGCCUGCCGCUGGGUGCUGUCCCGCCUGGACGCCGCCACGGCCGAGGUGGACCGCGCUCUGAGUGCCUACGAGUUCGCCGCCGCCACCACCGCGGUCUACGCCUUCUGGCAGUACGACCUCUGCGACGUCUUCAUCGAGCUGUCCAAGCCCGUGCUGGCAAAGGGCGGCGCUGAGGCAGCAGAGGGCAGCGCUGAGCUGGCAGCCACACGCACCACGCUGUGGACGUGCCUGGAGACGGGCCUGCGCCUGCUGCACCCCUUCAUGCCCUACGUGACGGAGGAGCUGUGGCAUCGCCUGCCGCGCGGCGGCGCGCCCCUCCCCACCCCCUCCGUCAUGCUGGCCGAGUACCCGCGUGCCUCGCCCGACGCUCGCGACGCGCGCGCCGAGGCCGACAUGGCCUACCUGCUGGCGGUGGUCAACCGCUGCCGCUCCCUGCGCGCCGACUACGGCCUGACGCGGGAGCGCCCGGCGCUGCAUGUGGCCUGCGCCGACGGGUCCCGGCGCGCGCUGCUUGCGGCCUCAGCCGUCGAGCUGGCCACGCUCACCGACUCAGCCUCGGCCGCACUGCUGUCGGCGGGGGAGGCCCCGCCCCCGGGCUGCGGCGUGGCGGUGGUGGACGACGCCACCACGCUCUACCUGUCCCUGGCGGGGAUUCUGGACGCGGGCAAGGAGGUGGAGAAGCUGGCCAAGAAGGAAGCGGAGGCGGCCGCCAGGAUCGAGGCGUUGGAGAAGAAGAUGGCGCUGCUGAGCUACAAGGAGCGCACGCCCGCGGAGGUCAAGGAGGCGGACGGCGAGCGCCUGGCCAAAGCGCAGGCGGAGCUGGAGUCCCUGCGUGCCGCCAAGGCUGACAUGCAGGCCCUGGCCUGA